Molecule: messenger RNA, 1186 nt
Organism: Lacerta agilis (Sand lizard)
Lineage: Eukaryota; Metazoa; Chordata; Lepidosauria; Squamata; Lacertidae
Gene: YIPF6
Product: Yip1 domain family member 6
Exons: 7
Coding region: 54-761 (235 amino acids)
Biological process (GO): endoplasmic reticulum to Golgi vesicle-mediated transport
Cellular component (GO): trans-Golgi network; membrane
Source: RefSeq, a predicted model, not a curated record
GUAGGGGGCGUGGUUGCUGGCCACGUCGUAGCUCCAUAGUAGCUGGGUCCAAGAUGGCGGCAGCCGAGGAAGCGGCAGCAAUGCGGGCUGAUGGAGGCACGAAACCGCUGUUUGCAGGCCUUGCAGAUGUGUCAAUAUCGGAAGAUAUUCCCGUAGAAGGAGAAAUCACAGUUCCUGUGGGAUCUCGUUCCCCAGACGAAGACAACUCCACCCUUGAUGAGCCGGUUAAGGACACAAUCAUGCGGGACCUGAAAGCAGUUGGGAAGAAAUUCGUCCAUGUCAUGUAUCCCAAAAAGAGCAGUGCCCUCCUGAGAGACUGGGAUUUAUGGGGUCCUCUAGUCCUGUGUGUUUUACUUGCCCUAAUGCUUCAGGGAGGAGCAGCAAAUAGCACGGAAGACAGAGGACCCCAGUUUGCAGAGGUCUUUGUCAUCAUUUGGUUUGGAGCUGUUGUCAUCACACUGAAUUCCAAACUGCUUGGAGGAACCAUUUCUUUUUUUCAGAGCCUCUGUGUUCUGGGUUACUGCAUCCUCCCCUUGACAGUGGCUCUCCUGGUCUGCAGGCUUGUCCUGCUAGCAAGCUCUGAUACUCCUGGCUUCAUCGUGCGUCUCUUAGUUGUGGUGGCCAUGUUUGCCUGGUCGACGCUAGCAUCCACCGCUUUCCUGGCAGACAGCCAGCCCCCAAAUCGCAAAGCCCUGGCAGUCUACCCCAUCUUCCUCUUCUAUUUUGUCAUCAGCUGGAUGAUCCUCACCUUUGCCCCAUAGUGACACAAAAUCAGUGGAGACCCCAAAGCUGAAUGAAGGUGGCUUCUGUCUCUGUUAAGCCUCUCAGUUGCUGGCUUUCCCCAACAUUGCCCUCUAAUUUAUCUACCUGUAUUUAUGCUGUGUGUUGGACAAAGGCAGAACUGGUCCCCAGGAGUGUUCUGAAGAUCCCUUUUGUGUUUCUGAUUCCUCUGAGAAUGCAACUGAUGUUUGUCUGCUUACUCCUCUUGUAAAUACCCACGAGGGGGCAAUGUUGCCCUUUUUGAAGAAUGCUGCUGAUGCAUAAGAAAGUAGAAAUCCUGUCUCGAUCCAUCAAAGCUGUUGAUAAAGGCAGAUAGCAAAAGAUACCAAACCUUAACCAGCUUAUCAGAACACUUGGCGCUUUGUCUUCUGUACAUCAGGACAUUUUCAAAUGCUUGUUAUCUCUU